UAAAUGGAACUAGGGGCACAAAAACCAGUGGUACAUAUUGUUUCAAGCACCAUGUGGAUCAGAAGGUUCUUUCAAUAUGUUCUUGUGAUUAAACAUCAAUACAGCAAAACAAUGGUCGGCGAUUUCGUGUAAGAAUAACUGGAGGGAAGAUACCUAUUAGUUUAAGAGAAAGAAUGCAAAUGGCAAUUUCCUUAAGAGGAGCAAUCGCUGAUUCUUCUACUUUGAGGUUAUCUUGGUCAUCAACCACUUGUUCUUCAUCUUCUUUGCAUUUUACCCAGAAUUUCAUACCCAGUUCUUCGUCAUUGUUGAUACUCCCUUUGACUACAAGUAAACUAGCAACUUCAAGCAGAAACAAGAUCACUUGCUCUGCUGUUCAAGAAUCUUCCACUAGUACAACAGCAACUGCUGAAACAAAAGAGGAGGUAAAUGCAGCUCCGAAAGCAGCACCUGCAAAGAAGCCUCCUGCUAAAGCGCCAGUCAAACCUCUGCCUCAGAUGAUGGAGGAGGAUGUGAUACCUUCAUUGAAAGCAAUACUUGAAGCCCAACAAGACAUCUCUGACAUUGAGCUGGUCUUUCAGGACAAUAAGUUGGAAGGAUCCUUUUUGAAACAAGGCAAUCCCCAUUCAUUUUGGGCUUUCUUUCCUGAUGGAGCGCUUACUGGUCCAAAAGGGUUUUCUCUAUCAUCAUAUAACUCACAAGCAAGCACUGUUGAGCCAUUCCUUGUUGAUGAAAAGAAAAUUACAGCAAAACAUGUCAUUUUUUGGGUUGAGAAACGCUUGGCUGCACAAGGGAUUAUUCCUGUGUGGGGAGAUUAAUCUCUUAAACAUGAGUUUUCUUUCUGAAGUUCAAGUGAUAAUUAAUGUGGCAUACAAUUCAACCUUCUCUCGUCUCUUGGUUCGAAUGACUAUAGUGCUAUUUUGACCCUUGUGGUUUGUAAAUGUCUUCAUGAUAGAGCAUUCUAUUGAUCAAUGAAAAUGCCUUUUCAAAA
This is a messenger RNA of Prosopis cineraria, 988 nucleotides long. RefSeq lists its product as uncharacterized. NCBI's taxonomy places the organism in Eukaryota, Viridiplantae, Streptophyta, Magnoliopsida, Fabales, Fabaceae. Bases 174 to 815 code for a protein of 213 amino acids. The transcript is spliced from 5 exons. The record is from RefSeq and is a predicted model, not a curated record.